CUAAAGCAGACACAACCACCUAAUAAAAGAAAAUCCAAAACAAAAAGUCUUCUGCCAAAAGACCAUGGAAAAGACUUUUUACUCCUCAGAAGUUUAAUGGAAAAGAAUCACACAGCGAAAUAAAUUUAUGCUUAUCCAACGAUUUAAUUUAUAGAACCCUCACGAACAUUUGAAAAUCUCUAGUUCGAUCAACAAACAGAUUCGUACAGGAAACUAAUGGAUUUAUUCCCAUUGUCGUUCGAAUAAAAUCUACAUAUUUUUUCCCCCUCUUGCAGAUGCAUCGAAAGGGUUCUGCAGAGGAAGAGAAAUCGUGUAACAGGGAUAUAAACACAACAUAUACACUAUUUAUAUAUAAAUUCAAAGUAGAUGCAUGACGCGGGUGGUUAUGUGGAUGUCUCCACAUUGUUACCGCUCUUUAUAACUUUUGUGCUCGUUUCAGUGAGUCUGGCAUUUCUCAAGAAUACCGCAGCCAAAUAUUUAGCAAACCCUAAUCUUAGAUUUGAUCCUGAACCAGUUCAAAUUCAGCAGACGGAGAAGAAGGUGGAAUUCACCUCAAUGUUGGACCAGCACAAUGUCUGUGCUGUUUGCGGCGAGCCCGGACCCAAGCGUUGCUCUCGAUGCAAAGCUGUGCACUACUGCUCGUCGGAAUGCCAAACCAAACAUUGGACUCAAGGUCACAAACUAGACUGUCGGUCAGGCAUGACUCCCACUCAAGGGGCUUUAAAGAAUUCCAGCAUUUCUUCUAAUGCAUUUGAAACUUCCAAGAAGAAUCCUAUUUCGCUGAAGGUUUCUAGUGCUGGAAUAUCAUUGGCCUCUUCUGAUGGAACUUCUGAUGGCAUAUUACCCAAACCUAAGAAGGUGUUGUUUCCAUACAAAAUGUUUGUGGAGUUUUUCAACUGGGACAAACAAAGGUUGACACCAUGUGGGCUGGUUAAUUGUGGGAACAGUUGCUUUGCAAAUGUUGUGCUCCAGUGUCUCACAUGUACAAGACCUCUUGUAGCAUAUUUGCUUGAGGGAACACAUAUGCUAACAUGUACAAGAAAUGAUUGGUGCUUUUUAUGUGAGCUUCAUCAGCAUAUACGGAGGGUUAGCCAAAGUGAAGAACCAUUUUCACCUUUUGGAAUACUCUGUCAUAUACCAAAAAUGGGGGGAAAUCUCGGCUGUGGAAAGCAAGAAGAUGCUCAUGAAUUUAUGAGGGUUGCAAUUGACUCAAUGCAAUCUAUCUGUCUUGAUGAAUUUGGAGGAGAGAAGGCAGUAGAUCUUGAUAGUAGAUUGACCACUCUUAUAUGUCAUAUAUUUGGGGGAUAUCUCCAGUCUCAGGUGAUAUGUACACAAUGCCACCAAGUGUCAAAUCGAUAUGAGCAUAUGUUGGAUCUAAAUGUUGAAAUUCAUGGUGAUGUGGCAUCUUUGGAAGAUGCUCUUGAUCAAUUUACAGGACAUGAAUGGCUGGAUGGAGAUAAUAAAUAUUAUUGUGAUGGAUGCAAUACGUAUGUAAGGGCACAGAAACAACUUAGUAUUCUUCAGGCCCCAAACAUUCUUACAAUUGCACUUAAACGAUUUCAGACUGGAAGGUUUGGAAAGUUGAAUAAGAGAGUAACAUUUCCGGAAACCUUAGAUUUAUCCCCUUAUGUAAGUGGAAAGGAGGAAAGUUCGCACAUCUACAAGCUCUAUGCUGUUGUUGUACACGUGGAUAUGCUAAAUGCCUCUUUUUUUGGGCACUAUAUCUGUUAUGUCAAGGAUUUGCAUGGGUUGUGGUAUAGAACAGAUGAUGCCAAAGUUAAAAGAGUUGAACUGGAGGAAGUAUUGUCUCAAAGAGCUUACAUGCUACUAUACAGCAGGAUAUGUGUUCGUAGCUCUUCAGCUGCAGAUAUACCAAAAUCAACAGCACCAAAUAUGGCAAAAGUCGAUUGUAGCUAUUCUGCUUCUCUUGUUCACAGGCAAUCACAUAUUACACAAUCAAGGACUGAUGGAUAUCUCUCUAGUCCCUUUGAAGUAGUGGAGCCUCUCAGAAGCAAUCUAGGUGUUGUGCAAGAAGGCAUUAGUGAAAAUGUUGGUGCUUUGGACAGCCUUUUAAGUAGUGAUGAGCUCAGAGGUAGACAGAAGUCCAAUGCAGUUGAUUGUGAUGCAGAUGUGUCUGUAGAUUUAGCAUCUGAAGAAUCAGGAUCGCUGACUAAUAAUUCUAGUUGUUCAGAGGAUUUGUCCAUAAAAGCUGGGCAAGAGGAGCUGGAUAAGGUGCUUCCUUCACUGCCUGAACUUAACCCACCCAAUAUGUGCCUACCCGGUACUUCUUCUUACCCCCUGUUUUUGGAAGCUAAGAAUUUUGAUGCAUCCUCUCCAUCUUCAAUUGGAAAUGUGGAACACAAUGUAUCUGUGGAUCAUGUAAAUGAAAGAUCCAUGUCUGUUGACCCCUUGGCCAGUAUGGAAUUCUUUCCUCAAAAAAACUAUGAUGAUGAAAUAUUUAGUAGUUCAGUCUCAAAGCAGUUGCAUGAUACACCUGUGACAAAUGAUUUGAUUGAAGAUGAGGUGAAUAGAACUACAGCUGUCCAGAGUUCUAAUUCUGAUUUACAGUUAUCAGAUAAGAUGUCCUGUGACGAUGAAGUAGAACAACCCUCUGUUGGAAACUCUUCUGACAGUUUUCUUGCUCUUUUGAAGGAAUCUUCUGUCAUGGAAGACAUUGUGGAUUCUUCAGUGCAACAGAUCCCUAUAGAGAUGAAUAAAACAUUAUUUUCACACAGCAACAGCGUGGCUUUACCAAACCUAUCAUUGGAUGUAUGGUCCAAUUCUAUGGUUGGUGGAAAUCAACAUACAACUCUCUUUGACAAUGGGGAUUUCUGUGGUCCACCUGUAAGGAAUAACAAUGCUUAUGAAGCUGAUCUGAUGGAGGAUCAAAAAGAUUUUGAGCAUAAGAUCCUUAUGCAGGAGGGGCCAGCAACUGAAAAAAAGAGGCAUGAUUUUCAUCCUGAUGUUGCAUGCUCUGCUACACAACCAUCAGAGAGAGAAACAUUGUUGUUUAACAAGGAGCAUGAAAUAGUUCCUGUCAUUGUUUCACAGAUGAAUUCAACACCAACAAAAGAGAAUGGUGUAUCUAUUGAGUCAUCCAAUCAGACCAACAAAUUUCCCAAGGAGAAUGGUAUGGCAGAAAGAAUUCAAGAUUCUAGUUCAAAACAAGAAUUACAUGAAUAUAAUUACAUACCUGAUUAUAAUGGGAAAAGUCAUACUAAUCAGAACACCUACCUGAAGAAUACGCAGGCUGCUAUGUUGGAAGGUUCUGGUACCUCUCCUGAGUUUUCUCCUAUUCCAGUACAUGGUGCCGAGGUAAUCACUUCCUGUGUCAAUAAUGGAGCGUCUAGCACACCAGUGAGAAAAACAGUAAAGUCGAAGCCUAUAUUUGCUCCAGGCUUCCUUAAAAGGCCUCCAACUCUUUCAGUUUCAUCAAGUGGAACAGGCUCAUCACUUAAAGACCUAAAUAAUGAUGUUGUUGGUUCCAAGUUAAUAAGCUCAAAUGGAAAGGAUUCAAUUUCAUUAAGUCAAAUUUGUCUAUCACCUAAUGACUCGUCUAAUAAUGUUGUCGCUGCCAAGUUAAUGACCUCAAAUGGAAAAGUUUCAAAUUCAUCAAGUAUAUCUUAUUCAUCACCCAAAGACUUGUCAACUAAUGUUUUUUCUGCGGAGACAAUAACCCAAAAUGAUAAAGAUUCUGUUUUAACAAGUGGAACAUGUUCAUCACAUACAGACAGAUCUGAUAAUGUUUUUGGUGCCAAAUUGAUGACCUCAAAUUCUUUCCAGUGUGAUAUAGAUUCUCAAGUUCAGAUAAAUGUUUCCUCAAAUGAAAUUUCUUCUAUCCCAGUAGAUGAGUCCAAAAUGGCGAGUCCAAUUUGGUCAGACUUCGACACAGAUACUAGAGAGGAGGUAAUAGUUCCACAUCCAUGCCAGGCAUCUGGAGCAGAAAGACUAAAUAAUAUGAAAACAAAGUCCCUAUUUACACCUGGCUUCUUAAACAGAGCAUCUAAGUCUCAAAUUGUAAGUCAGUCUAAGCUAUCACAAAUGGAUUGCAGUGAAGUAGUUCAGAGUGUGGUGAGAGCGAAUGAAUCUGGGCCAUUUGACACAAAUAGCUGUACGCCAAUGCCAAGUCAGUCAGGAACAGAUGUGAGGCCAGUUGAUGUGGUAGCAGAAUAUGAUGAGAAUGUAGGGCAUGAUCAGUCAGGGAGCUCUGCUUCCAGUGAAAAAGAACUAAUAGGUAGUGGCAGAAAGAGGACUUUGAGCUCAGAAUCUUUGCACACUGAACAAGGAAGUUCUAUAACCAUGAAUUCCAUCGGAAAGACAAGUCUUAUAAGGCAGAAACAAGGGCGCAAUGAUUGUUGUUCUUGUGGGUCACAACGGAAGUGGAAGAAAUGUUGUGGGCGGCCUGAUGCACUUAGACCAAUAGCAGGGAGGUGAAAAUUGCUUCCAAUCUGUACAGUGGAAGAAUCCGGAAAUUUAUUGGUGGGGAGCAAAUUUUGCGAGUGCCACAAUGAGCAAGAGUUAAAUAUCUACAGUCUGAGCAUUUAUUGAAGCAAACAUCUUGCAGGUGUUUAUCUAUAAGCAUUCAUUUGAUCUCCAUUCUCAAGGGCAUUUUAUAAUGUGACUCACCAAUAGUGUAUUUUUGUUCAAAGUGAACCCAAAAAAUGGGGAACUGAUGCUUGCCUUUGAAUAUCUUGCUAAAGGAGAAAAAGUAAUGUUCCCCACAUAUGAUGUUUCUUUUAUCAUGAGUAGAGUUCAAAUUCAUGUUGCUUACGACUGAAAUUUUGGAAUGGAUUUGAAAUGCAUUAGUUCAAGGAAAUCAGAUGUUUGCAGAUAUUAUUUGAAGUUUAGCAUGAUAGAAGGAAGUAUCUAGAUAUCCAUGUUAUUUCAA
Messenger RNA from Cryptomeria japonica (Japanese cedar), 4888 nucleotides. RefSeq lists its product as uncharacterized. Lineage: Eukaryota; Viridiplantae; Streptophyta; Pinopsida; Cupressales; Cupressaceae. Gene Ontology annotation, cellular component: cytosol; nucleus. Gene Ontology annotation, biological process: protein deubiquitination. The record is from RefSeq and is a predicted model, not a curated record. Gene Ontology annotation, molecular function: cysteine-type deubiquitinase activity; cysteine-type endopeptidase activity. The coding region runs from base 367 to 4434 and encodes 1355 amino acids. The transcript has 11 exons.